AUGGGAGAGCCUCAUAUGACAGACUCUGAAAAUGAAGAUAUCCCAAGGCAAAAAGACAGUGACUCGGAUAAUGAGGAGCCUCCAAAUAACAAUGUGAGUGAUUCAGACAAUGAAGCAGGUCACGAAGGGAAAGACAGUGAUUCUGAUACUGAGGACCAUCCAAAUCGGCAUUUAAGUGACUCUGAAAAUGAAGAUGCCUUAAAUCAUCGAGCAAGUGACUCUGAAAAUGGAGAACCUCACAGGGAUCACAGUAGUGAUUUUGAAAAUGAGGAGCUCCACAAGCAGCCGGCCAGUGACUCGGAGAGCGAGGAGCCCCACAAGCAGCCGGCCAGUGACUCGGAGAGCGAGGAACUCCGCAAACAGCCAGCUAGCGACUCUGAGACGGAGAGCGAGGAACUCCGCAAACAGCCAGCUAGCGACUCUGAGAGUGAGGACAUUUCCAGACACAAACAAGAAAUAGAGUCUGAGGAUAGUGAUGGGGAGGACAGGAAGGAGGAGGCUCAGAAUGAUUCUCAUCAUUCAGAUAAUGAACAUGUAAGGGAAGGAUUUCAGGGCUCUGACAGUGAAGAGGAAGGUCCUAAGAGACGAAAAAUAUCAGACAGUGAUGAAGAAGAGAAAGAGGAGGAGAAGACAGUGAAGAGGAAAACAGCUAUCCUUUCUGACAGUGAGGAUGACAAUGAGAAAACACCUGCAAAAAAAGUACGAAUCCUUUCUGAUGUUGAGGAAUCAGACAGUGAUGCUGCUUCAGACAAAUCUGACAAACGGAAGAAAAAUAUUGUAUCGGAUAGUGAAGAAGAAGAAGAAGAAAGAAGAGAGAAUGCUGGAAAGAAAAAAGAAGAGAAAGAUCUGUUUGGCAGUGACAGUGAAUCUGGAAAUGAACAAGAGAACCUGAUCGCAGAUAUAUUUGGAGAAUCUGGUGAUGAGGAAGAGGAGGAAUUUACAGGUUUUAACCAGGAAGACUUGGAGGAAGAGAAAGGUGAUGCAGACAUGAAGGAGACAGCAGAUGAAUCAGACUCGGAUGAUAACAUCAAAAGAGGGAAACAUAUGGACUUCAUGUCAGAUUUUGACAUGAUGCUGCAACGGAAGAAGAGUAUGAGUGGCAAGCGUAGACGAAACCGUGAUGGUGGAACUUUUAUUAGUGAUGCAGAUGAUGUGGUCAGUGCGAUGAUUGUGAAGAUGAAUGAAGCUGCUGAGGAGGAUCGACAGCUGAAUACACAAAAGAAACCAGCACUAAAGAAAUUAACUUUGCUACCAACUGUAGUUAUGCAUCUUAAAAAGCAGGACCUCAAAGAAACUUUCAUCGAUAGUGGUGUUAUGUCUGCCAUCAAAGAGUGGCUUUCUCCUCUUCCAGACCGAAGUCUGCCAGCACUAAAGAUACGAGAGGAGCUUCUGAAGAUCCUGCAAGAGUUGCCCAGUGUGAGCCAAGAGACCCUGAAGCACAGUGGCAUUGGACGAGCUGUGAUGUACCUUUACAAACACCCCAAAGAGUCGAGACCUAACAAGGAUAUGGCAGGGAAGCUAAUCAAUGAAUGGUCUCGACCCAUCUUUGGCCUUACCUCAAACUACAAAGGCAUGACAAGAGAAGAGAGGGAACAGAGAGAUUUGGAACAGAUGCCUCAGCGAAGGAGAUUGAGCAGCUCUGGUGGUCAGACUCCUCGCAGGGAUCUGGAGAAAGUGUUAACUGGAGAGGAAAAGGCUCUUAGACCCGGAGACCCCGGGUUCUGUGCCCGUGCGAGGGUGCCAAUGCCCUCCAACAAGGACUAUGUGGUCAGGCCAAAGUGGAAUGUGGAGAUGGAGUCCUCCAGGCCCGGGACUAUUAAGAGAGGUAUUAGUCGCUUGGAAAAACACAAGAGACGGUUUGCUGAACAGAAACGACUCAGCAAAGUGCAUCGGGCCAUCAAGUUCAGCAUUGAAGGCAACAGGAUGCCCCUGUAGCCAUGACACUCUGCCUUCCCCAAGUUUGAGAGUUCCAGGGGACCUCUAAGAAAGGGGUGAGUCGACUGGACAAACAGAUGCGGAAAUUCACAGAUAUCAGGAAAAAAAGCAGAUCGGCCCAUGCAGUGAAAAUCAGCAUUGAGGGCAAUAAGAUGCCAUUGUGACCCUUCACAGAAUACCCCAUGACCUCUGCUGUAAGACAGUACACCCAUAGACUCUUUGGAGACCUUUAAAUUUUUUAACAACUUGUUUGGGUUUUUUUAGUGAAUCUCUAAAAUCGUUGGUUCAGGUUCUGGUAUAAGAUGUUGUC
This is a messenger RNA of Phaethon lepturus (White-tailed tropicbird), 2245 nucleotides long. It is a transcript of the gene IWS1, whose product is annotated as IWS1 homolog (S. cerevisiae). The transcript has 14 exons. The record is from RefSeq and is a predicted model, not a curated record. NCBI's taxonomy places the organism in Eukaryota, Metazoa, Chordata, Aves, Phaethontiformes, Phaethontidae. Gene Ontology annotation, cellular component: nucleus. Gene Ontology annotation, biological process: poly(A)+ mRNA export from nucleus. Bases 1 to 1935 code for a protein of 644 amino acids.